AUGGCGCAUACGGACAACUCGUUUGGUCCGAAUCUACCGGGUGUCUUUGACUUUACCAUUCUCUUCGAGCAGAGCAUCCUCUGCCUGCUACCCGCAUGCAUCUUCAUCCUGGUCGCGCCGUUGCGCACUUGGACCCUCGUGCAUUGUGAUACAGUUGUGUGCUCGCGCAAACUGUUCCAGGCAAAACAGGCCACCAUUGCCGUCUAUUCUUGUCUUCAGCUCGCCCUCGUCGCCUCAUGGUCACUACCAUCGACGCCCAAGACAAAAACGUCCAUUGCAGAAGCAGUCAUUGGCGUCCUGGAAGCCGGUGCCAUUUCGGCGCUGUCAUGGGCUGCGCACCACAAGUCGGUCGGGCCGUCUAUCCUGCUGAACCUGUAUCUCCUUCUCUCGGCCGUCCUCGACGCCGCCGCCGCGAGGACGUACUUGACGCGGCAGGGGGAUCUUGCAGCCAUUGGCGGCGUGCUUUCGGCUUCCCUGGCCGUCAAAGCCGCCCUGUUGCUGUUGGCCCUCGAGGAAUGGCCCAAGGAGCUGGUCCUCAAGGACAAGGCUGCCGCCGACGAAACGGCCGCCGGCGUCAUCAGCCGCGGCGUCUUUUGGUGGCUCAACCCUCUGCUCCUCGUUGGAGCAAAGACGCUGCUUGCCGUCGACGACAUCGGCGCCAUCGAGGACGAGUUUGACUCGGCCAGACUCCUGCAUCAGCUUGAGCGUGUCUGGGACAAUGACGCCAAGACCGGCAGUUGGGCCCUCAUGAAAUGCACGUUCCUGGCGUACAAGUGCCAGUUCUUGGCCGGCAUCAUCCCGCGGCUAUGCUUCACCGGCUUCACGUUCGCCCAGCCGUUUCUCGUCAGCUCCGUCGUCAGCUUUGUCGGCGAGCCCGAGGAGCAGCAGGCGGCCCAAGUGGCUGCGAGUCUCGUCGGCGCCACCAUGCUCGUGUACGUGGGCAUCGCGGUGAGCAACGCGGCAUACCGCCACAUGACGUACCGGCUUCUCACAAUGUACCGGGGCGGCCUCGCCUCGUUGGUGUUCAAAAAGACGCUCGGGCUGGAGGCGUCUUCCGUCAGGGACUCGGCGCCGGUGACCCUGAUGAGCACCGACAUUGAGUCGAUUGUCAUGUCGGGCGAUGCCAUCCACGACAUAUGGGCCAGUUUCAUCGAGAUCCCCCUGGCGAUAUUCCUGCUGUAUAGGAACGUGGGGAUCCCCAGCCUCUUUAUCCUGGUUCCUGCAUUCUGCACCUCUGCUGCUGGUGCCUUGGUUUCCCCAGCCUUGGGCCCAGCCCGAGUCCAAUGGAACAAGGCCAUCCAGGAGCGCGUCGGCUCCGUCUCGACAAUGUUGAGUCAGAUCAAGGGCGUCAAGAUGAUGGGCCUGACGGACCUUUUCCACGACUCGCUGCAGACUCUCCGCGUUGACGAACUCAAGCUGGCGGUCAAGUUUCGAUGGAUACUAGUCCAACUCAAUUCGUUUGCAAUGGCAUCUGAAGACAUCACGCCCGUCAUGGUCAUCGUCGCCGCCAUUUUCUGGACCAAGGCGGACGAGGGACUCACAGUUGCCGAGGCCUUCACCUCCCUCUCCAUCAUCGGCAUCGCGGCGACGCCGCUCGUCAAUAUCCUCAUUUCAAUCGUGCAGCUAUUCGGUGCCGUUGGCUGCUUCUCCCGCCUUCAGGCAUUCCUCACCAUAGAUGAAAGAAGGGACUCGCGGGAAAUGGCUCCCUCGACCGUCUCUUCCACGCUGUCCCCCGCGGACGCGAAUUCAGCGUCAAACAUCGAGGCCGAAACCCGCCCGUCGCUGGACUCUUCAAUGCCCGCCGUGGCAAUUGAAGGCGCCACCUUCACAGUCGGGAAGAAUACCAAGGUCCUCACAGACAUCAGCAUGGUCUUCCCACAGGGAACCACAUCCAUGAUUGUCGGCCGCGUCGGCUGCGGCAAGUCAUCGCUGCUCAAAGCCAUCGCCGGCGAACUGGCCCUGGCAAGGGGUCGCCUCGUCGCCAACGCGUCCUCCAUGGCGUACUGCGACCAGCCGCCGUGGCUGCAGAAUUGCUCCAUCCGGGACAACAUCGUGGCACAGUCCCCCCUCGACGAGAAGUGGCUGUAUACCGUCAUCGAAGCCUGUGCGUUGGACGAGGAUAUCUCCAUGUUCCCCAUGCGGGACUUCACCAUUGUCGGCUCCGGAGGCGUGGCAUUGAGCGGCGGCCAGAAACAACGAGUUGCCCUUGCUCGCGCCGUAUACUCGCGACGCAGCCUUCUCCUCCUCGACGACGUAUUCAGCGGCCUGGACAGCACUACGUCCAAAACCGUCUUCCAACGCGUCUUGGGCAGAGACGGCCUCGUUCGACGGCUGAAUGCCACCGUCAUCUUGGCUACGAACCAUGUCAACUUGCUCCCUGCAGCUGAUCACAUUACCGUGCUCGGUGACGGGACCACUGUCCGGAACCAGGUGCGCUUCGGCUCAGUCGACCCCUCGGAAUGGGGCAUCUUGGAGAGCGACACCGACGUCGACAGCACCAUGACCGUCUGCGGCUCUGGCGAAGCAGGUUUGGAAAAGGUCGAGGUGUCCCAGGAAGCAGCCGCCAAUCCAUCUCCAAAGACGGAAGCCCAUCUCAGUCGGCAGACGGGCGACCUUGACUGCUACAGCAUCUACGUGCGGUCCCUGGGCACAAUGGCCAUGGUCAUGCUGCUGAUGGGGAGUGUUUUGCACACCGCCAUGGUCAAAAUGCCGCAGAUCUGGUUGAAGCUCUGGACGCAAAAGGGCACAGGGCCGACAGACUACGCCUACAUGGCCGGCUACGUCGGGUUUGCGCUUGCGUCGACGACAUUCGGGGCUCUCAACAUGGGGUACUAUUCUCUCGUCGGGGUUCCCAAAUCCGCCAUCCGUCUUCACGACAUGCUCCUCCGAUGCGUCGUCCGGUACGCACGCCAAAGCCCCCCCUUCAACCUCCAGACGUCACCCCUUGAAGCUAACAAGCCCAAACAAGAGCACCAUUUCACUUCUUCACCAGCACAGACAGCGGCAUCACGCUCAACAGGUCCGUUCAGCCAGGACAUGACGCUCGUCGACAACGCCCUCCCCAUGGCCUUUCUCAACGUCACGACGCUCUCCCUCCGCGCCCUUGCGGAAACAGGCCUCAUCGCCUCCGGGGCACCCUCCAUCGCCGCCACCAUCCCCAUCUGCUUCCUGGCCCUGUACUUCAUCCAGAAGUACUACCUCCGCACGUCGCGCCAGCUGCGCCUCCUCGACCUCGAAACGAAAUCCCCGCUCUACACACAAUUCACCGAAACCCUCGCGGGCCUGCCCACCAUCCGCGCCUUCGGCUGGGCCCCCUCCUUCCUGGCCGACAACCACCGGCGCCUCGACGCCUCCCAAAAGCCCUUCUACACCAUGUUCUGCACCCAGCGCUGGCUCCAGGUCGUCCUGGACCUGUUCGUCGCCGGCACCGCGCUGGUGCUCGUCUCCGUGGCGCUCCGCGCCCCCGGCCACACGACCAGGGGCGCCGUCGGGCUCGCCAUGGUCAGCCUCAUCGGCUUCAACCAGACGCUGACAAUGGCCAUCGACCAGUGGACGCGCCUCGAGACGUCCCUCGGCGCCGUCGCCCGCCUCAAGUGGUUCGCGAGCAGCACCCCGGACGAGAACAAGCCGUGCGAGCGCGCCGCGCCGCCCCCCGCGUGGCCGACAAACGGACACAUUGAGCUGGAGCACGUCGUCGCUGCAUACAGGCACGUCUUCCCCCCCCCCGCUUUAUCCAACACCCACCCGAGAGAAACUAAACCGCCUGCAGUGACGACACCGAGCCCGUCCUGA
Metarhizium acridum CQMa 102 is the source of this 3792-nucleotide messenger RNA. The record is from RefSeq and is a predicted model, not a curated record. NCBI's taxonomy places the organism in Eukaryota, Fungi, Ascomycota, Sordariomycetes, Hypocreales, Clavicipitaceae.